Messenger RNA from Gastrolobium bilobum, 1214 nucleotides. RefSeq names its product gamma carbonic anhydrase 1, mitochondrial-like. The record is from RefSeq and is a predicted model, not a curated record. Bases 28 to 867 code for a protein of 279 amino acids. The transcript has 5 exons. NCBI's taxonomy places the organism in Eukaryota, Viridiplantae, Streptophyta, Magnoliopsida, Fabales, Fabaceae.
UUAGUGUUUAGCAUUUGAUUGGGGGAAAUGGGAACCCUGGGGAGAGCGAUAUACAGCGUUGGGUUCUGGAUUCGAGAGACUGGUCAAGCCAUUGAUCGCCUUGGUUUACGCCUUCAGGGUGGCUACUACAUCCAAGAGCAGCUGUCUAGGCAUCGAACUCUGAUGAACAUAUUUGAUAAGGCUCCUGUUGUUGAUAAGGAUGUGUUUGUUGCACCAAGUUCCUCCAUCAUUGGAGACGUUCAAGUUGGAAGAGGAUCAUCAAUUUGGUAUGGAUGUGUCUUGAGAGACAUCACUUUCUUAAUAGGUGAUGUCAACAGCAUCAGAGUUGGAAGUGGAACUAAUAUACAGGAUAACUCCAUGGUGCAUGUUGCAAAGUCAAAUUUAAGUGGGAAGGUGUUGCCUACGACUAUUGGGGAUAACGUUACUGUAGGUCAUAGUGCUGUUUUACAUGGUUGUACUAUUGAGAAUGAGGCUUUUGUUGGUAUGGGUGCAACACUACUUGAUGGUGUCAUUGUUGAGAAAAAUGCCAUGGUUGCUGCUGGAGCCCUUGUGAGACAGGAUACAAGGAUUCCAUGUGGAGAGGUUUGGGCAGGCAAUCCAGCAAAGUUCCUGAGAAAGCUUACUGAUGAAGAGAUAGCUUUCAUCUCCCAGUCAGCCAUCAAUUAUACUAACCUUGCACAGGUCCACGCAGCUGAAAAUUCAAAGUCCUAUGAUGAAAUUGAGUUUGAGAAGGUGCUGCGAAAGAAGUUUGCGCGUAAAGAUGAGGAGUAUGACUCUAUGCUGGGUGUUGUUCGUGAGAUCCCACCAGAGCUUAUUCUUCCUGAUAAUGUCUUACCUGAUAAAACAGAAAAAGCUUCUAAAAUUUGAGGUAUUUAAAAGCAGUGUCUUCGAUUCCAAUCCUGAAAUGACUUCAAGGGAUAUUCUUGUUUUUUUCAAAUUCAUGGAAGAGGGAUUAUUUUCAUUCCCAAUAAUACCAGACAUUUUCUAGGCUAGAAUUAUGGCUACUUUCCAGAUUCUCUACUUUGGGAAAGGCAAAUUCCCUGUAGGAUGAUCGUGUAUGCUGAUAGUGUUUGAGGUAUCCAAUGCAAGUGAUUUCACAUGUAUUUUUCUUGUUCUUUAUGUUCAAGAUAUUUUUCGUCCCAACUUGGUUCAUAAGUUCUCGUUGAAACUAUUAGUAAUAUGAGGACAUUGACGCCUGUGUUUGUGUCUUCAGU